Colletotrichum paranaense is the source of this 321-nucleotide messenger RNA. RefSeq lists its product as uncharacterized. The record is from RefSeq and is a predicted model, not a curated record. The transcript is spliced from 2 exons. Bases 1 to 321 code for a protein of 106 amino acids. NCBI's taxonomy places the organism in Eukaryota, Fungi, Ascomycota, Sordariomycetes, Glomerellales, Glomerellaceae.
AUGUUCAGGGCUGGAAAACAUCAAAGUGAAGUGAAGUUGGUCUUGCGUGAUUCCGGAUUGUUUACAGCUCAAAGUCCUCAUGAUCUUACCACGUAUUCAGCGGUGACGUUGGUCGCGAUGUAUGUUUCUCUGCGCAGUAUUGUGUUGUUGAUUUUAAUAAAAAGAGGCGUGCAGACAUACCAGCACCGACCUCAUGGAUUGCCUGACAUUCUCAUCGAGUUCUUGCACCGGCCGUCGGCCAGCCCCGCACUGGAGCUUGAUGGAGGGGCAAUUGGAAAGGAUCCAUUGGUAAGUUGGUGCAAGUCUGGACCUGGCAACUGA